CCAACUGCAUCUGCACAGCCAAAGCCAUCUGGGUCCCGUUCAAACUCGAGAGCAGACGCACCAUCCUGGGAACCACUGGGUAUCUCCAGAACAUGGCAAGCAGUGGAUACCUGAGUCGCCUGCUGGCUGAAGAGGGAGCAUGGGAGGCGUUUGUAUCUAAGACCAAGUUGCCCAGGGAUAGGGCGGCAGCCCUCCACAAAGCUCUACGGGAUUUGAUGGCACUCUCGGCCAUAGCAGACAGAGACAGACGUCAAAAAGGCCUGAAAGGCAGGGAGAAGUUUUCGAAAGCAUUUCCUCGCUUGAAAGCAGAGGUGGUGGGGCACAUCAGCCAGCUCCACACCCUCGCUGACCAGGCUGAGGAGCUGCACAGGGGCUGCACCAUCUCCAACGUGGUGGCUGGCUCCUUCAGUGCUGCCUCCGACAUCCUGGGCCUCCUUGGUCUCUUUCUGGCCCCUGUGACAGCAGAGGGAAGCCUGGUGUUCUCAGCGACUGGCUUGGGGCUGGGGGUAGCAGCUACUGUGACUAAUGUGGCUACUUCAGUCAUGGAGGAAGCAAGUAGAGUUUUGGUUGAAGUUGAAGCCGGUCACCAAGCUUCGACUGGCAUGCAUGUGCUGGAGGAGGCUGGCACAAGUAUGGCUAGGAUUGCCAGCCAGGUCCCUCAGGCUACCAGAGAUAUCACCAGAGACCUGGCAGCCCUUGAGCAACACAUGAAUGCCCUCAGGCUGGUUAGAGCCAACCCUCAAUUGGAAGAAGAUGCCAGGAUCUUAACCACCACGGGAAGCAUCCCUGCCCAACGGGCUAGGCAGGUGCAGACCAGUCUGAAAGGAACCCCUCUGGCCAUGAGCGAUGAAGCCCGGAUCCGCAGUGCCACCACCACAGGUGUCGCCCUCUUGCGUGACGUGGGCAACCUUGUGAAAGAGUCAAAACAUUUGUACGAAGGAUCUGUGUCAGAGUCAGCUGAAGCACUGAGGAAGCUGGCCCAAGAGCUAGAGGAGAAACUGGAAGAGCUCAUCGAAUUCUACAAGACGAUCUGAUCAGGCUCCAGUCGGUCACCCCAUCCCCAAGACAUGCCGAGGUCAGGGGAGAGGACCUGGACAGAGGUAGAGACAAUGGAGACCCUGUUAGAGGGAGAGCAAGACUGCAGUCGGGUCCAAGGGACGGGGUGUGCAGGCCUGCUGCUGAACACAGCAAGGCCAAGUGAGACCCACUGGAGCCUGAGAGGAGGGACCAGAGGAUGUGCAGCAAGAGGGACCGGGAAGGUCGAACUCUGGACUAAACAUGGAAGAAGCCAGUUAAAAGAAGGACUAGAAAUCCCUCCCCAUAUGAGCUACUGCAGACAAGACCCCACAAAAUGCAAACCAGAGAGGAAGGCGUGCGCUCUGUAAACAAGUCAUGAGCUCCCAGCCCUGUGCUUUAGAGACUAUGCUUUCCCCAGCUCCCCAGUCCACCCCCAUCCCCAGCCGUCCCCUAA
Messenger RNA from Apodemus sylvaticus (European woodmouse), 1471 nucleotides. RefSeq names its product apolipoprotein L3-like. The transcript has 3 exons. NCBI's taxonomy places the organism in Eukaryota, Metazoa, Chordata, Mammalia, Rodentia, Muridae. Gene Ontology annotation, biological process: lipid transport; lipoprotein metabolic process. Bases 93 to 1034 code for a protein of 313 amino acids. Gene Ontology annotation, molecular function: lipid binding. The record is from RefSeq and is a predicted model, not a curated record. Gene Ontology annotation, cellular component: extracellular region; membrane.